AUGCGCGCGCAGCAUACUACUCACCCGCUUCCCGCGUUUCCAGUGUAUUCAUGUGCGUUCGUAGCCCCCGACCAAAUGGUCGUCGGAGGUGGAGGCGGCGCUGCCAAGACUGGAAUUAAGAACAAAUUGAGGUUAUUCAAUAUCUCCCAAGACAGACAACUUAAAAUGCUCUGUGAGCAUGAGCUGGAGAAAGGCGAGGACGCCCCUAUGAGUAUUUCAGCUCACCCAGAGAGCAGAAGCUUUGUCUGUGGAAUCAAUAGUUCCGAAGAAUGCUUAAAGAGGGGUGAAAACGAGAACUGCAGGGUAUUUUCAAUUAACGAUUCUGGAAACACCCUAAUCAAAGGAGCUACGCGAGGUACAUUGCCCUCGGGAGCGCUUGAAGACUACCAGCGUGUGACCGUCAUAUCACCGGAUGGAAAACUCCUGGCAGUGGCCGGCGAACGUGAUUUGUCUCUUCUCUCAUUUCCUUCUCUUUCUCCUGUCGUCCAGUCUGUCCAAGUGCCAAAAGGUGAAAUUUACGAUGUGACAUUCUCAUCGACACACCUUGUACUAGCCACUAGUCUGAAUCUAUUAGUAUACGCGCUUCCAAAGCCACCUUCAGAAGAUAGUGAUGAGAAAACACCAAAGAAGAAAAAGAGCAAACAAAAAGGUAAAGGAAAGGAGAAGGAAGUGCAUUCAAGGACACCGAGCCAGACUCCUGAACUGCGGCUUGUGGACACGAUUGAUGUUCCUUCGGUCCCUGGCGCUCCUGCACAGUCCGUUGUAACAUUUCGAGCAGCGCGCUUUCACCCUUCAGACUUCAGCACGUUGUUUACGGCCGUCAAUACUGCCGCGCCUCGCGCGAAGAAAUCCAAGAUGGCCAAAAUGCAGGCUUACAUAUUGAAAUGGAGAGUCGACCUAAAUGGGGAGCAGAAAUCUGCUCGGCCCAUAUCAAUGGAGGGCUCCCGCAAAGCGGGUGAAGGUGGCCUGACGUGUUUUGACGUUAGUCCCAAUGGGAAGUUCCUUGCUUUUGGUUCAUCAGACUAUUCGCUGGGAAUGCUGGACAGCACCACUCUAAGCCCACUCUUGUCUAUACUCAAAGCGCACGAGUUCCCUAUAACCACUGUUCGUUUUAGCCCUACCUCAACGAUGCUCGUAUCCGGUGGUGUAGACAACUCGAUACGGAUUGUUACUGUACCAGAGAAGUUUGCUGGCCAACCAUGGACCAUGAUUAUUUUGAUUAUCCUGGCCCUUCUUGCCAUAUUGGUGGCAUUUUUAUUGCAAAAGUAGGAGUUAUGGUUAUGUUACUAUUGGAACGUUUAUUGCAGCGGUUGGCCUAUGGACCUUAUAGCAUAUAUAUUAGAGUAGGCUACAAUACAUGUUCAAAGCACUUCUCGACCGUCGCAGGAAAACCUAAUAAGAGUCUUCAAGUCUCUAGUCAUAGUCAUCUUCCUCAACAAGUUUUCGCUUCACACCGUUCGUUUGCGUGUCUCCUGUAGUCUGCACCUCCUCCAUUGCGUCGUCACCUGAAUUAUCGUCGUCAUCAUCACCCUCUCCGCCAAAUAGACCGUCCGCUUCUUCCGCGUCGCUAUUUUCUUCAAGUGCUUCUGCUGCGACGACGGGUAAAGGUGUGCUAGCACCGAUGUCAACGUCGGUUGGUGUUAUGGGAGCUGCAUUGGUGUAUGGUAUGGCAGCGGGCUCCAUAUCAGCAUCCUCAUCAUCGUCCUGACCGUCUGGUAGGUC
Suillus bovinus is the source of this 1722-nucleotide messenger RNA. RefSeq names its product WD40-repeat-containing domain protein. The record is from RefSeq and is a predicted model, not a curated record. Gene Ontology annotation, cellular component: endoplasmic reticulum membrane. The coding region runs from base 1 to 1269 and encodes 422 amino acids. Gene Ontology annotation, biological process: protein secretion. Gene Ontology annotation, molecular function: protein binding; guanyl-nucleotide exchange factor activity; GTPase activator activity. The transcript has 11 exons. NCBI's taxonomy places the organism in Eukaryota, Fungi, Basidiomycota, Agaricomycetes, Boletales, Suillaceae.